Strongylus vulgaris is the source of this 413-nucleotide messenger RNA. Lineage: Eukaryota; Metazoa; Nematoda; Chromadorea; Rhabditida; Strongylidae. The record is from the annotation of a GenBank genome assembly.
AUGAGACCGCCAGACGAGAUUCUUCCAAAGUUCCAUCGCUUUUCUUUUGAUGAUGAAGGUCGGCCGAAAGAUAGCAGAUUUUUUACACUUCGGCCAGCCUUUUAUGGGUUAUUGUCGGUAAGUACACAUGUUCGAGUUACCUACGUAACGAAUACCAGCGGUUCUCAAUGGCUUCCUAAAGAGAAACUUGAGAAGAAGUUAGGCGAGAAGAUUACCGAAGAAAUGUACACACAAUUAUUGAUGGCUUUCGACUAUCUAGUCAGCCUUCCAUCAUCAUCUGUGGAAGAAAAGUUUAUUAUGCAAUAUAGAGAACCACUAGCAGCUUCCACUAAAUCCCGACUUUUUGGUCCAGAUAUCCCAGAAGUUACAGUUGAUCCUGCUACUCAGAGAAGACAAGCAACCGUCAGGUAAGU